Limulus polyphemus (Atlantic horseshoe crab) is the source of this 1405-nucleotide messenger RNA. RefSeq lists its product as uncharacterized. The record is from RefSeq and is a predicted model, not a curated record. The transcript is spliced from 7 exons. The annotation marks the transcript as partial. NCBI's taxonomy places the organism in Eukaryota, Metazoa, Arthropoda, Merostomata, Xiphosura, Limulidae.
UAUGUGUUUGUUUCAGAAAUUCAAUGCCUUCAGCUUGUCAGUCUACAAGUGCCCAAAGUGGUGAUAAGUGGCAAGCCAACAUGGCUUAACUGUACGUACGAUUUAGAAAAUGACGUACUGUAUGCUGUGAAAUGGUACAAAAAUGAAACCGAGUUCUAUCGCUAUGUUCCACGUGAUAUUCCUCCUGCUCAAAUAUACAACCUUCUGGGGGUGUACAUAGAUUUGAACAAAUCAUAUGGAGGUCAUGUGUUUCUUAAGACAACAGACGCGGAUUCUGAAGGUACUUACAGAUGUGAAGCGUCAGCUGAGGCUCCAUCGUUUCAAACAAUAAUGGCUGAAAAAGAUAUGAAAGUGUAUGUUAUACCACAAGAGGGCCCUACCAUCGAAGGCAUACAACCAAAGUACGACGUUGGCGAUUACGUAAAUAUCACAUGCAUAUCAUUUCCAUCUCGACCAUCAUCUGAUAUUCACUGGUUUAUCAACAGAAAAGAGCCACCCGAAGAGUUUUUAACUGCUUACCCAGAAAAUGAACAUAUUGGUGGCCUGGUUAGUUCUAAAUUAGGCCUUUACUUUGAAGUAACACCUGAACAUUUUGUACGAGAUACUAUUACACUGAGGUGUUCAGCUGUGAUUUCAAAUAACUAUUCUCUGAGCAGUGAAGAAAUCAUCAUUGGUGGCAGCGUCUUACCUUCUAGUCCGUACCCAAGUAUAGGAUCCAGUAGUGGAGGUCCUGUAAUUACAGGUGGAUAUUCUGCUUAUAGAAUUGACGACAUUGUGGAUGUUAACUGCACCUCUGGUAGCUCGAAAACUCCACCGUUACUUCGCUGGUUCAUAAAUGAAAAUCAAGCCAACAGUAGGUACCUGGUGAAUUACCCUUUACUUUUUGACAAAGCUGAAAUCAUUACAGCUUCUCUAGGACUGAGAUUUAUUGUAAAAGAGAAACAUUUUCAGAACGGAGAGAUGCAUCUCAAGUGUACUUCGACCUUAUCUGAAGUUAUGAAUAUGACUACCAAGAGACAGAUAUUUGGCAACCAUCAUAAAAAUUCGGGAUUUCAUGCAUCGGAAAGCGAAGCUCGUGGAAAUUGUGCUCGUCCAGUGAAUGGUCUUUUCCUUCCUGUGACUCUGUUCGUCGUAACUGCUGUAAAACCUGUGGCUAGGCCAAUCUAGUGUUUUAUUUUCCUUUUUUUUUUUUUUUUACACCGUGCUCCAGAGUAUUGAGAGUUAGUGAAAAAUGAGAGCAUGAUGAUACUCCUUUUGCCUGUAUGUUGAUAUAGUUUGAACAUACAUUCCAUUAGUUGGUUGAUGACCUCUUUACGUACAAUGUAUACUUGAGAAAAAGUGCACUAAAAAGAAUUUAAUCAGAAAUAGAUGGUGUAAAAUAAAUCAUUAAACAGACUCAGUGGAA